AUGGCUUCUUCAGCUCCAACGGACUCGGCGGCGGCGUCGCUGCAGAAUGAAAAACAUCAGGCGACAGGGUUUGCGGAAGUUGCACCUCCAGAAGGAACGGAUGAGCACCACCGCCAGGAGAUACUGGACCGGUUCACCGCCGAAGAUGACAGAAGAAUCAUGCGCAAGGUCGAUUGGCACUUCCUUCCCCUCCUGGUCUUGAUGACCAUCAUCAAGCAGUUCGACUACACCAAUGCCGCGUCGGUGAGGGUCUUGCAAGUUGGUCUACCCAGCAACAUCAUGAAGGAGUUGGGGCUGUCCGCCAACGACUACAACUGGCUACAGACUCUUUAUUCGCUGGGCAUGCUCUUCUUCGAGGUUCCCAGUAAUCUGUUGCUCAAAAAGGUCACGCCGCGCAAGUGGAUGACCCGGAUCUUCCUCACCUGGGGCAUCGUGGUGGCCUGCCAGGCCGCCGUUCAAAACCGGGGGGGAAUCUACGCAUGCCGCUUCCUCCUGGGCGUCCUCGAGGCCGGCUUCUUCCCCGGCGUCACCACCCAGAUGUGCAGCUGGUACCGCAGCGACGAGUACGGCAAACCGGUCGGGACGUAUUUCAUGGCCCAGGCUUUCUCCGGCGUUCUCGGCUCACUCCUCGUCUACGGCAUCUCCUACAUGGACGGGCUGGGCAACCUCAGCGCCUGGCGCUGGGUGUUCCUGCUGGAAGGUCUGGUCACCAUUCUGUUCUCCGCCGUCAUCUACCUCGUGCUGCCCGACUACCCAAAGUCCGCCCGGUCGGCCAAGUGGCUUACGCCGGACGAGCAAGAGUACCUGGAAGCUCGGUUGUCGGAGAAUGCUCCUCGAACGGAUGAAAAGGCCUUCCGGCUCAGCGAAAUCAUCGACGUUCUCAAAGACCCCCGCAUCAUCUUCUUCACUGCUUGCCAGCUCAUCCUCAACAUCGCCGGCUACGGUCUCUCCUGGCAGACUCCGGUCAUUGUGACCCAGCUCGGCUUCACCAAACUGCCGCGGAACCAGCUGCUCCUGAUCCCGCCUGCCAUGGGCCAGGUUCUGGGCCAAAUCGCGGUGGUCUGGUUCCUGUCCAAGGCCUACGUGGUCCGACCGGCGAUCAACAUGGCGCUGUGCGUCGGAACGCUGGUGUUCUACAUCGUGCUGUGUUUCCCCGUGAGUGCGGGCGCCACGUAUGCGGCCUGUGUGAUGGGGCAAUCGUUGUUCUACACCUACUUUGUGGUUUUCUGGUCCUGGCGCUCUUCCAGCUUGGUCGGCGCCACCGGCACCGCCUUCACACUGGCGGCGCAAACCGCCCUGGCCCAGGUCGGUUCCAUCAUUGCGCCCAACGUGUUCCAGUCCAAAUGGGCGCACAAUGGCUACAAGAAGUCCUUUUACAUCCUCGCCGUGUGCGUGGCCUGCGCUGUGGUGACGACCGGGAUCGCCUGGUAUCUGACCAGGAAGCUGGAAUACGAAGUUUGGCAAGUCCGGAAGCACAGAAUCGCCGCGGAGAAGAAGAACAAGGUCUGGACCGGGACCGACGUCCACUUCUUCGAAAACCGAGUCUUCUACCCCAAACCCUCGCGUUUCCGCGCUCGACGAGAAGCCAGGUAG
Capronia epimyces CBS 606.96 is the source of this 1593-nucleotide messenger RNA. RefSeq lists its product as uncharacterized. The transcript has 2 exons. Gene Ontology annotation, cellular component: membrane. NCBI's taxonomy places the organism in Eukaryota, Fungi, Ascomycota, Eurotiomycetes, Chaetothyriales, Herpotrichiellaceae. Bases 1 to 1593 code for a protein of 530 amino acids. Gene Ontology annotation, molecular function: transmembrane transporter activity. Gene Ontology annotation, biological process: transmembrane transport. The record is from RefSeq and is a predicted model, not a curated record.